Messenger RNA from Ceratotherium simum simum (southern white rhinoceros), 4828 nucleotides. The record is from RefSeq and is a predicted model, not a curated record. NCBI's taxonomy places the organism in Eukaryota, Metazoa, Chordata, Mammalia, Perissodactyla, Rhinocerotidae.
GCCUCUCUCGCUCCGAUGCCGCCGAGCCUCGUCGCCACUUCUGAGUGGCCGUCUGGCGGAGGUGGCAGCGAGCUCCCGGGCUCUGGGCAGGGGAAUGGGGCAGGGAAAAAACCAAAAGCCAAGGCACCACUUCCUCCAGCUGAGACCAAAUACCUUGAUGCCUCUUCAGUUGAUGAUUCUGUAGAAUCCUCUGCUUUUAUCAUGGAACAGAAGGAAAACAUGAUAGAUAAAGACAUUGAACUCUCAGUGGUCCUUCCUGGGGAUGUUAUCAAAUCUACUACUGUUCAUGGCAGUAAACCUAUGAUGGACUUGUUGAUAUUCCUCUGUGCACAGUAUCACUUAAAUCCAUCAAGUUACACAAUUGAUUUGCUGUCAGCUGAAAAGGACCCCAUUAAAUUUAAACCGAACACACCAAUAGGAAUGUUGGAGGUGGAGAAAGUAAUUUUAAAGCCAAAAAUUUUGGAUAAGAAAAAACCUACACUUUUAAUACCAGAGAAAACUGUGAGAGUAGUGAUCAAUUUUAAGAAAACACAGAAGACGAUAGUGCGAGUUAGCCCACAUGCACCACUUCAAGAUCUUGCCCCCAUUAUAUGCAGCAAAUGCGAGUUUGAUCCGUUACAUACACUGUUGUUGAAGGAUUAUCAAUCUCAGGAGCCCCUCGAUAUGACAAAAUCUCUUAAUGACCUGGGACUAAGAGAAUUAUAUGCCAUGGAUGUCAGCAGAGCCACUUCUGUUACUGCCUUCAAUAAGUCAUCUUUACAAGAGUCCUGCCAAAUAUCACAAAACCUAGACAUUAUGAAGGAGAAAGAAAAUAAAGGGUUUUUCAGCUUUUUUCAACGCAGUAAGAAAAAGCGGGAGCAAACUGCAAGUGCCCCUGCAACUCCCCUAGUAAGUAAGCAUCGCCCAACUUUUAUGAGGUCCAAUACCGUUUCCAAACCUUAUAUUUCAAACACCCUGCCAUCGGAUGCACCAAAGAAGAGGCGGGCUCCAUUGCCUCCCAUGUCGGGGUCUCAGAGUGUCCCCCAGGACCUUGCUCACAUGCAGGAGAGGCCAGCUUCUUGCGUAGUGAAAUCCAUGAGUGUGGAUGAAACAGAUAAGAGUUCCUGUGGAGCAGGCAUAGUGAGGACAGGCUCGCUGCAGCUCAGUAGCACAUCCGUUGGGAAUUCGUCUUUGAAAAGGACAAAGCGAAAAGCACCUUCCCCACCCUCCAAGUUACCCCUGCAUCAAAGUGAUGAAAAUAGUCAUGCGACUGCCCUGGAGUCAGUCCCUUCAGUUCCUACUGACAGUGUUUCAGAAGCAAACUCUCCUGAGAGGCUGUCCAGCCCAGAAGCCUCCCUUAGCCUUGGGCUCCCCGGUCACGAACAGUGCCCUGUGCUCAAAGUGAUGGAUGAAGCCUCUCUCUCCGAGUGCCCUGGAACGCCCGAAGCAGCUGUAGCCUCUCUGACAUCUGGAAUAAGCUCUGAUUAUAGCCUUGAAGAGAUAGAUGAAAAGGAAGAACCGAGUGAAGUGCCUAAAGAUGAGGCUGAAAAUAUUUCUCUGAAGUCACAAGAUAUUCCUUUUGGAUCUACUGAUAUAACAAAUACACUGAAAAAUGAUCCUGACUCAGCCCUUGGCAAUGAUACUGGAGAGUCCUCACAAAACUCCAAAGAAGAAAAACAAGAAGCUAGAAACACAGAUGGGCAGGGACCACACAUUAUGGUGUAUAAUGCAAGCAAUGAAGAGAGGGUAGUUGACAGUGUAAGAAACUUGAAGUCAUUGGGCCCAAACCAAGAGAAUGAUCAAAAUGAAAUAAUUAUCAUUCCAACGAACACAGAAGGUAAUAUGAAAAACAGAGUGAGGAGAACAGAAAUCAAUGCAGGAGGUGUUGCCAAAAAUAACAAUGUGGACAUGGAAGCUGACAGACUAUCAAACUGUGAGGCACAUAAAACUAAUACUGCUAGAAGUUACAAGGAAAAUCAUCCAGUUACUUCAGUAGUACGAGAUCAAAAACGGAAUCAACCCAGUGCAGAAAAGACAAAAAUGCAAGAUGCAGCAAUUCAGACAACCCCUUCCUGUAACAGUUUUGAUGGGAAUCACCAAGAUCGUAAUUUGUCUGACUUCAAAGUUGAUGAAAGUGUGCAAACUUCAAGUAACAACAAAUCAACUCAACACUCACCUUUAAGUCCACAAGGCUCUGUGGAUACCUCAAGAGAAUUCAGGAGUCAGGGCCCCCUAAUUGAACAUUCAGAAGAUCGACUCACCAGAAAAGACCCAAUUUGUGCACAAGGUAAUGAUGACCUUUUGCCUCCUGUCGAUGGGAUUGAUAAAAAUUCAACUGCUUCUUAUAUAAAGAAUUAUCCACUUUACAGACAAGAGUACAAUCCCAAGCCAAAACCUUCAAAUGAAAUUACAAGAGAGUACAUACCCAAAAUUGGGAUGACUACUUAUAAAAUAGUGCCUCCCAAAUCCCUGGAAAUAUCGAAAGAUUGGGAAUCAGAAACCAUAGGGUAUAAAGACAAUCAGGAGAUACAUACUUUAGGGGAAAAGCACACUCAUGAGAAUGUAAAAGAAACUGCAAUCCAAACAGAAGAUCUUGUUAUUUCUGAAAGCCCAAAGGAGCCACAGGCAGACCUUAAAGGGAAGCCUACCCCGAGAACAGAGCAUCAGGGGCGCAGUGGGCAGAGCUCUCCCCCAAGCACCACCAAGAAUCCUCUGAAACCUACUCCCAGAAUGACGAGAGACACUGGCACAGCUCCUUUUGUGCCAAAUUUGGAAGAUAUAAACAAUAUUUUGGAGACAAAAUUUAAAUCUCGGGUUUCAAAUCCUCAGACCAAACCAAGUUCUUUUUUCUUGCAAAUGCAAAAAAGAGUUUCAGGUCACUAUGUGACGUCUGCAGCUGCCAAGAGUGUCCACGCUGCCCCUAAUCCUACUCCGAAGGAACUAAUAACGAAAGAGGUGGAAACGGAUAUAACACCUCCUCCAGAGCAAACUCUUUCCCCCUUAAGUAAAACAGUUCACUCUCCUCCACAGCCCCACAUGAAAAACACUAAUGAUGACAUCAUCAGUAAGAAGCCUCCUGAAACCUCUCCUCCUCCCGUAGCUCCGAAACCUGUUCCUCUCCCCGCGAGGCAGUUGGCUGCACUAAAUCUGAAGACUUUGAAAACUUUUGGCGCCCCGCGACCUUACUCCAGCUCUGCUCCUUCGCCGUUUGCCCUCGCUGUGGUGAAACGGUCACAGUCUUUCAACAAAUCACGCAGAGAGUCGUGCGAUGAGGGUGCGUCCUCCCAACCUCCAGCGGACACAGAGGAAGGGAAGACUCCUCCUGUAGAUAAAUUUGUGGACAUCCCACAACUAGGUGUGAGUGAUGAGGAAAAUAACUCUGCACAUAAUGAACAGAAUUCCCAAAUACCAUCUCUGACUGACUGCCCAUCAUUCACCCUUAAGAGACAAAGUUCUUUAACAUUCCAGAGCUCUGACCCAGAACAGAUCCGACAGAAUUUGCUGACUGCAAUCCGUUCUGGAGAGGCUGCUGCCAAAUUGAAAAAGGUGACUGUUCCAUCAAAUACAAUAUCUGUGAAUGGAAGGUCAGGACUCAGCCAUUCCAUGUCCCCUGAUGCCCAGGACGGCUGUUAAACGUUGCCGUGCCAUACUACUCUUCACCCCUCCACUUCACAGAACAGCUUCGUACUAAUGGAGAAUGUUGGCAAAUGUAUAUUCAGAUGUACACUAAUAUAUUAUCUAUAGAAGUGUAAGAAUUUGUGCUGUGGCUUUGAAUGCCAAGAGAAAGAAUUACUAGAAUUUGUAAUUUAUAAUAAUACUUUUGGCCUUUUUGCCUUAAGAGCUGAAUAUGCUGCUUUAGAACUUGAAGACAAGGUGUUAAUGGCUUUCAUUUUUUUCAAAUGAGAUAUAGUCACCUUUUGUUGAUUCCACUUACUUAUUGACACCUUCUCUACAGUGGUGACUUAGACAAAAGGAUAAAUUAAGAUUCAUAGACUUAUAUUUGAAUGACAUAUGAAUAACCAGGCAAACAUAGAUUGACAUUGGCUGCCUCAAUGUCACAGUUUAAUUGGAAACGUUUAUAAGUUUUGUUAAAACCUGUUUUGUGCUGAAAGUAUGAUCUAGAAAACUAAUUAUAUCAAGUAAGUAUAUUCAGUUCAACAGUUAAUUUCAGUGAUGAAUCACUUAGUGUGCAAGUCUUAUCUUGCGUGUUCUUUAUGUAAUCACAAGAUCAGUGUCAAAUUUAUGGGAAGCUCAUAGUAUUUUAAUAUUUUAUCAACAUGGAACACUUGGUUUUUUAAUCUUUAGAAGUUCAAUUGCACAAACAGAAUUUUAAAUAUUUUCUGUAUAUAAUUAUGACAUUAUUGUCACACAGAUAUUACACAUUUUAUGUGCCAGAAGCCUUAAAAAUCUUCCUGUGAAAAUGUUGAUAUAUUGUGACAACUGUUUCACAUUCAAUAUGUAGAGAAGAAUAGGGGUUAGUUUAUGUCCAUAUUGGAAAACUUUAAAGACUACUUGGAGGUUCCAGAAAUCCUGGUUUUAAUUAAAGUAAAAUGAUAAAGUCAGUAUGUAGUUCAGAUGCUAAUAUUCUAAAUAAUAAUAUAUAUUUACAUUAAAGCUAAAACUGUUAAGCAAAACAAUGCCUAAUUUGUUGGCUUAUAACUGUUCUGGGGUCUAGAGCUUGUUGAUGUUCUAUUUCUACUUGAAGAAUUUAAUUGCUCACUUAUUCUAAAAGUUUUGUCAAACAAGCUGAUGUUAAGCUGGUUUUCAUUAAAGCUACUGGGUUAUCUGCCUCUUUGGAAAAUGUGUUGAUUUUUUUGCCCUAUUUAAUAAAAGCAAGUUAUAUAUUUGG